AUUCCCACACAGAAAAUGAUAAAUGAGCCACAAUAAUAUUCUUAUCUUAUUGAUCACACCUCCUAUAUUAUAUAACAGCCCAAUACCGUUCAAUAAUCAAUAAUGGUGGACCAGUGUAAACUAUUCCAAUAAGUUGAUAUUUGUUUAAAACUAAAUUUUUUUGUAGAUUUUUUAUUUUUCUAUUAAACCAUAAUUUGACAAAAGGUAAAUAAAUAAUUAUUUUUUCUCUGUAGUACUUAAGUUAUUUAGUAAUGGCAUUAGAUUUGAAUCAAAUACCAGCUUUACCAGCCAAAACUACAUUUGUUUUACACCUCAUAUUAAUAACUUGGGGUGUACAAGGACGAUGGAGUCCAGACUCUUAUCUUUUUUACAAUAUAAUAUUCUUGGGCUGCGUGUUGUGGGCAAUGCAUCUAACAGAAAAUGAAAAACCAGCACAGCUAGCUAUUUCUGUAAAUCUUGCAACAGUUUGUUUAGAUAUUGUUACUAUUUAUUGUUAUUUUCCCUCCUCAUUUUGGUUGUCGGAAAUAUUCAGUGUAAUUUGUGCCUUGGCAAAUUUGGUCCUGCGUUUUGUAACACUUUCUGUUCUUAGUCGAAUGUGUAUAGACAGUAGCAAUGGAGCUACUGAUGGCAUACCACCUCCCUUACAAAAUUAUAUAAGUAGAGGAACUGCUAACCCACAAACAUACGAAGACAUUGAUCAGCCUUCACAACAACAGCAAGCUCCAAGCAAUGCACCUUUUUUUACACCUUACCGUUAAAGACUACAAAGUUAUUUUAAUUCAAUUUAUGUUAUGUUAGUUAUACUAACAUUACUAACAUGAUGUUUGAAAACCGAUGUACAAUUCGGAAAAAGUCUCAUUAUUGUGUCAUAAAUUAAAAUGUUGUUUUAAACUAGUUAUUUUAAUAAUAAAAAAAUAGAUUAUUUUUGUUUAUUGUAAUUUAUAAAUUUAUAAAAAAUAUUUUAUGAUAUAAAAAUGUAUAUUUUAAAUAUAAAAAGUAAUCAAAUUAUUUUUAA
Rhopalosiphum padi (bird cherry-oat aphid) is the source of this 1015-nucleotide messenger RNA. RefSeq lists its product as uncharacterized. Gene Ontology annotation, biological process: angiotensin-activated signaling pathway. The record is from RefSeq and is a predicted model, not a curated record. The transcript has 5 exons. Bases 252 to 758 code for a protein of 168 amino acids. Gene Ontology annotation, cellular component: plasma membrane. Lineage: Eukaryota; Metazoa; Arthropoda; Insecta; Hemiptera; Aphididae.